Molecule: messenger RNA, 6669 nt
Organism: Peronospora matthiolae
Lineage: Eukaryota; Oomycota; Peronosporomycetes; Peronosporales; Peronosporaceae
Source: the annotation of a GenBank genome assembly
AUGGGGAAAGCGCGCACUCUCAGUCGACGACGGGCGGCGAGCACCGCACCCGGCACCGUCGUCACGCCCGUGCCGUCGCUCACGCCCAAUGAGCGCGCGUACAUGAUCCGCAAGGCGAAAGAGGCGUCCGUCGCGCUCGUCGAGCACGCGCACACGCUCGAUGGGCCCGUGCAGUGGCACUACACGGGCAAGUUCCGCGGCAUCCAAAUGUACCGCGGCGAAGGCAGUUACGACCACGGAGGAGGCAGUAGUAGCGGCACGGAGUUCCUAUGCGGCGUCACGACCAUGAUGGGCUCGAUCGAGGAAGUGGCCAACUACUUUAACCAGCAGACGACGGAGCAGAUGCGGGCGAAGAAGGCCGAAGACGUGCUCGACUGUGGCGUGCUGUACCUGCUCGUGCGCGGGAAUCCCAAGAACCCGUUCUACCGCGUCUCGGCCAAGUACCAGCUCUACGAAGGCCCGUCGGCUUUCUCAAGAGAGCGGGACUACUGCUUUCUCGAGUGCCAAAACACGUUCCAACACGCGUCUGGACGCCGCGGGUGGGUGCUCAGCAUGCACUCGAUCAAGCUCCCGAGCUGUCCAGAAGUCGACGGCGUCGUGCGCGGCAGCAUGUACCAAAGUGGCUACGUCUUUGUCGAAGCGGAGAAGAAAGGCUACAUGGACGUCAUGCACAGCCUGCAGAUCAACUUUAAGAGCACGAACCGCUUGCCGCACUUUCUCUUGAAUUCCGCGCUCCGGCGGCGCAUUCUGUCGGUCGUGACCGUCAGUCGCGAGAUCCAGACCACGCGCAUGGGGAGACAGACGCUCUUGAAGAAGAAACAGCUCAUGCCGAAGCACUCGCGCGUCUUGUGCGUGAACUGCGCCCGCAAGUUCUCGCUGUUUGUGCGGAAAACGCGCUGUCGCAUCUGCGGCGAAGUCGUGUGCCAACCGUGUGCUCCGCAGGUCACGCUCUCGACCAAGUGUGGCGUCAUCAAGACUCGCGUGUGCACCAAGUGCUACCACUUGUCUCCUAGUGAUGACUAUAGCGAAGAGGACGCGCUGCGGGAGGAAGGCGAAGACUUGCGACGAAUGGAGAACGAGACGCGGUACUCGGAUAUUCUACAAGACCAUCAGGAUCAUCCGGAUAAAUACCGUGACCACGACGACGAUUAUGACGACAGUCUGGACGACGACAAAGACGAGGAUGGACUUGAGGAGCAGUCGGACUAUAGUGUGUUUGCCCAGUCUCGGUUCACAGACGCGAGUCGCGAUUCCGCUGGCACGAGUCAAUUUGGUGCGUCGAAAUUUGACAGCCACUUUAAGGGGUCUAGUCAGUUCGGUGCUACAAACGAACUUGAUGAUAGCCAGUUCAACGGUGGUAAUACCAGCGUGGACAGCUCGGUCAGUGGCACGAGCACGUCGGACUGGACGGGAGGCAACAGUGCGGUGAGCAGUGUAAUGGAUUGGAAGCAGGCUAGCAGCACGAGGCCAGGUGAUGGCUACAUUUACGACCCGCAAGCCUCGACCACGAGUAACAACUUUUACGGAGCAAGCUCUGGUGGGAGCAGUGAUUAUGAAGCAAGCUAUCGCACGCACGAACGGAAGCCGGACAAGCGAGCGGGAAAAUACAAAGCAGCUGUGCCUAUCCCGGAGAACGAAGCUCAUAGUCAUCGUGGUGGCUCCGCUACAAGCUACAACUCCAGUACGAAAUCUAAGUCGAUGCGGCGGUCAAACAAUGGGGCAAAGCAAGCCACAAUGUAUGACGCGAAUUGUGAUAGCCGCGCGCUCAACGAGAGCCAAACCGGCAAGACUUUGUCGAUCCAAAGUCUUGCAAAAUCUCGUGCGGCACGGUAUGGAAUUAAGAGCCAAUUUCCGCCCCCGCCUCCUCGCAAUCUGCCACUUGAAGAAUGCGAGCGCGAAGUAGGUGACAGUCCUUUAUACCUCGGAGCGCUAAAGUCGGACAAAAUUCACAGCUCAAAGGAUCGAAAGGUGCACGGUAUUGCUGCGCGCAAGAGUAUUGCCCCACCGUCUCCAAAAGAAGGGUGCCGUGAGACGGAUCGACUAUCCGCAAGACGUGCCCCCAAGAUACCCCGGGGCGUGACGUCGAAUGCCGCAGUGGCUCGCAGGGGUUCUCAGGCUUCCCGUGCUAGUUCAAGGGGCUCAAAAGGCCAUGGUAGCAAUCGGUCUUCUGUGAUUGUGGAGCAAGUGCGCCGCAACCGCGAUCGGGCGCUCCGUUACAAUUCGGACAUCAAUCUGUCUUCGUCGGAGUUGAAGACGAUGGAGGAAGAACACUUGGCGAGGAUGUGUGAAGUCGAGCGGAUGCAAGAACUGUCCCCAGGAAAGGCGGCAAGGCGAUUGACGGCACCGGACUGGAGUCGCUUAUCUGUGCCAUUAGCCCAGAGUGGUGAUCGUUGUCAUAGCAAUCGUUCUAGUACUGCUGUUGCUGGAAGGAAGCAGAAGCAGCCACUUCGCGGUACCCACCGCUAUUCCAGUCACACGACUUCUAAUUCCCCGAUUCAAUUGCCGUAUGCCUCUCCACCUGGGACCCCUCCUAGUGUGCGAAGCCGUCGCGUGCCUAAGAAUGCAUUCGUCAACAGUCGAACAAGCGGAUCAUUUGGUGGUAAUCGCUCACGACGUAUGGACAAUAGCAGCAAUUUCGAGGCAAGCCGGAUUCUGUCAGACCGAUCAAACAAUACUUUUGUAAAGUCUGAUCAUGCGCGCGUUAGUCUCGCACCAUCUGCGCGUAGCGAAGAUCUUGUAUUUAACACUCAGCGGUCUGGGUUACGUGUUAGCAAAAGUAGCGACUCGUCCUUCAGUGACCGGCGGGUGGACGGCUCGCAGGGUUCAAGCGACACUUCAUAUCGUGAUCGACGAUCGGACGCUUCAAGUGUCUCGACUGUUUCCGACGUCAGGCACCCGGGUGGGUUUUCGCUCGAUGCGUCGCAGGUAUCAGAUGAUGCAAAAUUCUCCAGCAGCAUUGCAAUCCUGGAGCCAACCGUCAAGUCAUCGGAUCGUGUCGCAAUGAUGGAGAGCUUUAGUGCCGAACGCCACUCUCUUGAUUCGCUGUUAGACGAGGAUUUGCUGAAUCAAUCGUUGGCAGGCAUGACUGAGCAUAUUUAUUCGAUGCGAGCUCGCGCAGCGUACAAGCUACCAGAUGAGGAACGCUGUUUAUCCGACGACUUGCAACGACUACAAGAGGAGCACAAGAAGCGAAUGGAGGAGCUGACUAAAAUGACGGACAACCACAUCAUCGCAGACACUGUCCGGGAUAGCACAUCCACUUUUGGUGGCCUUCACGAUAGCACGUCCACUCUUGGUGGACUCCACGACAGCUCAGUUAGCCUAACGGACUACUCUGGAAACUACUUUGGUGGCAGCGCCAUGAGUUCUGCCAGUUCUACUAGCUCUGUCGACAUUGAUGAUGAAACAUUCGAUUUCGGAUCUCGACCGUUUGGACGGUCAAAGCGUAGCGGUACUAUUGCUUUCGCUUUGGAAGAAAUGGGAAGUGUGAAAGAUGACGACGGGGAAAGCGAUGAUCCCGAAGCGUCUUAUUAUUCAGGUCAAGAGCAUGGAGAGCAAGACUGCAGAAGCGAGGGGGAGUCUGGGUACCACUCGAGCGAAGAAUUUGAUGUACGGACGGAAGAACAUAUGCUGUCCGCGCGUCGCUAUAGCGAAGAGUUGGACACGAAUAAUCAUGAAGACGAGGGUGAGUCUAUCAGCAUGUCACAUCGUUUCAGCAGACAGUCUGAAGAACACAAGACUAGACUGGAGUCUGGAAUUCCCACUCCUCCACGUCGCAUAAGUGCGGAAUCUACUGAGCGUGGGUACGAACAAGUGAAUGGUUUAGCCACCCCGCUAGGCUGCUCCACUGCAAAUUCUGUGGAGAGUGUGUCUGAACGACUUAGUGAUCCUGCCUUCCAUCCAAGUGGAGGAAUACAUCAGCAGAAUUCUGGUAUAAUUGCUCCGUCUGAUAGCUCGCGCGUGGAGUCUGCUGAGAGCACGCAUGACCAGAACGCUGGUUUGCGUACACCUCCCCGCCGUUCUAGCGUGGGGUCAGCAGAGAGCAUGGACGAAAAUACGAACAUCCUAGUCACCUUGCCUCGCCGCUCCAGUGUAGAUUCUGGAGGCCAGAGCGGUCAUGAACUGAAAAACGGCUCUGCUAUUCAGCCACACCAUUACAGUGUGGAAUCGUCGGAGAAUGGGUGUGAACGCACAGGUGACGUUGCCUAUUCAUUGUCGCGCUGGUCAAGCGCGGAGUCUGUGGAAAGUGAGCACGAACAAAGUACCGGCAUCGCUACUCCACCGCACCGGCUGAGCGUGGAAUCUGUGGAAAGCGAACACGACCUUAGCACAGGUAUCACUACACCACCGCACUGGCUGAGCGUGGAGUCUGUGAAAUGUGAGCACGAACAAAGCACAGGCAUCGCUACCCCGCCGCGUAGGCUGAGUGUGGAGUCUGUGGAAAGUGAGCCCGAACAAAGUACAGGGCUUGCUACCCCGCUGCAUAGGCUGAGCGUGGAGUCGGUGGAAAGUGAAGAUGACGAAAGCACCGGCAUCGCUACUCCGUCGUGUAGGCUGAGCGUGGAGUCUGUGGAAAGUGAGCACGAACAAAGCACAGACAUCGCUAACCCGCCGCGCCAGCUCAGCUCAGAAUUUGCGGAAUGUGAUCAUGAUUUAAGUACAGGCAUCGCUACUCCGCCGCGCCGGCUGAGCGUGGAAUCUGUGGAAAGCGAACACGACCUUAGCACAGGCAUCGCUACUCCACCGCACCGGCUGAGCGUGGAGUCUGUGAAAUGUGAGCGCGAACAAAGCACAGGCAUCGCUACCCCGCCGCGUAGGCUGAGCGUGGAGUCUGUGGAAAGCGAGCACGAACAAAGCACAGACAUCGCUGACCCGCCGCGCCAGCUCAGCUCAGAAUUUGCGGAAAGUGAGCAUGAUCUUAGUACAGGCAUCGCUACUCCGCCGCGUAGGCUGAGCGUGGAGUCUGUGGUAAGUGAGCACGAACAAAGUACAGGGCUUGCUACACUGCCGCAUUUGCCAAGAUCGGAGUCUAUGGAACGUGAGCACGAAGAAAGCACAGGCAUUGCUACUCCACUGCGCCGGUCAAGCGUGGAAUCUGUGGAGAGCGAGCACGAGCAAAACAUGGGUAUUGCUACCCCGCCGCGCCGUUCAAGUGCGAUGUCUCUGGAGCAUGAUAACGACUAUACGAGCGGCCUAGCCACUCCACAACGCCGUCAAAGCACAGAGCCUGUUGGGAGCGAGCAUGAAUGCGCGAGCGAUUUAGUCACUUCACCACGCCGUCAGAGCGUUCAGUCAGCAGAGAGCGAAUACGGACGUAAUAACAGUUCAGACGACGCUGGGUCAUCGCGCAGCUCCAGCGAAGAAAACGAUGAAGGCCAGGAUGAGACCGUUACGCGCGAAAGUGAUCAUGAGGAUGCCCGGCUUGCGUACCAGUCGAGUGAAGAGCCCCUGAACCAACAGGGUGACUUGGAAUACAUUGAAUCAGCCUACCGCUCGAGCAACGGGUCCAUACCCGAGCACGCUUGCACAACGCCAAAAAGCAUGAGUGAGGAGUCAGUUGCAUUCGAGAGAAGAGAUUCGAAAUCCGAUCCUGACAGCUCGCAGCUUAUAUUAAGCUCGGCCGUUGACGAGUUUAAUGCUGACAUGCCAAAUGUCAUGUCGGAUAGCGAUGAUUCCGAGGACGGAAAUGAUCAAGAGGACACCCAUUCUCCUCAUACCACACCCACUGUUUACUUGGAACAACCGCAGCUGGUCUCAAACGUCGAAAAUGGGGACGGCGACCACGUAAAGCUGUCAUUGUUCGAGACGUCAAUCUCGAACGGGACAUGCGGUCCAGAUGUGCCGGAGCAUGUACUAAGCUCUUUCCGCGAGUCCUGCGUGUCGGUGAUUGACGAAGAGCUAAUGAAUCGCCCAACUAUUGAGCUUUUCGAUGUGGUCCGUGCGAAUCGUUCGACGCACGUCAUAGACGGAAACCGCUCUCCGGACACGAUGUCCAGUCUUGAGGCGAGCCAUUUGCGGCGGAUGGAAGAGCUCAAUCAGAUUGCAGUUGACCACUUGGGCAACCGCAUUUCCGAUCUUGAUGAAGGCUUGCUCGGUAGCGCGUUUCGACCGGGCCGAUCACUGUAUCCUGAAUUCCGAGAUGAGGAUAGAGAGAUGCAGUGGCGCUCGUCCGAUGUCAUGGAGCAAGUUCACAAUAAGCACGAGAUUGACAUGGAGAAACUACGUCGUAGGAUCCGGCGGCUCGAGGAGGAAUGCCGCGAGUCGAUUGCGUCCGUGUUGACCGCUGAGGAAAUGGAUCUAUCCGAGUUUGACGAUGAUGAUGGUGCUUUCAACGGACUGCAGAGCUUCCAUGGCCACCAGAGCUUUAGCAUUGGCAGGAGCUUCAGUCACCAGGCGUCCUUCGCGUCCGGUAAAUCGUCUACCAUUUCGGAAGAUGGCGAUAUGGAUACGUUGAUCGAGACGGACGAGCCAUUGCCCGCUCGGGUUCUUUUUGAGCAGAUCGCCCAGCUGACUCGUUUACAGCAAGAGAUGGCUGAAGCCGAGAACGAUGAGGAUGAAGAAGAAAGUCGCGCGCGCAUCAAGGAACAGUACCGUGUGCUGCGUGCAAUUAAGGCGAACAGGCGCCAGGAUAGCGGGUCACUGAGCGAAGACGAUGAGAACUGGAUUUAG